Messenger RNA from Cinclus cinclus, 2472 nucleotides. It is a transcript of the gene SYCP2L, whose product is annotated as synaptonemal complex protein 2 like. The transcript has 32 exons. The record is from RefSeq and is a predicted model, not a curated record. The coding region runs from base 1 to 2472 and encodes 823 amino acids. NCBI's taxonomy places the organism in Eukaryota, Metazoa, Chordata, Aves, Passeriformes, Cinclidae.
AUGUUACUGCUUGAAGACUUCUUUGAUUCUGCACUGGUAAUUUGCAAAUGCAGUAAUGAAGGGAAGAAAGAGCUAGUGAAUUUAUUUUUGCCUGAACUAGGGCACCUAGUGACAGAAACAAAUCUUGGCUGCGCUCUGCAUCUGGAGGCCUUGAGGACCCUCAACUCUAUACUUGACAGUCUGCCACGGGAGGAGAGAAAGAAGUUCCCUCUCUCUGAGGAGAUAUGCUCACUCACGAAAGACCUUGCAAAAACCAUACUGGAAGUUGGUGAUUAUGACCUUCAGGUUGCCCUUUCAGAAGCACUUUGUAGGUUAAUGAUAAAAAAAUGGAGGGAUGACCUUGUUCACCACUGGUUUGAAGAUAACUAUCUUGCUGAAGCUUUCAAAGAGAUCAAGGAUCGAGAAUUUGAGACGGACUGCAGAAAGUUUCUUAACCUACUAAAUGAAAGGCUUGGAGAUAAAAGAAGUGUCUUCUCAUUUCCUUGCGUAUCUGCUUUUGCUGACAUGAAUGAGGUGAAGAAGCCAUCAGAUGAGAAACUGGAGGAGUUUUGGAUUGAUUUCAAUUCUGGCAGCCAGAGUGUGACUUUCUAUGUGGAUUGUGAUGAGGGAGCUCUUUGGGACUCUGUGAGGCUGUCAAAAGAAAGCAUCAGCAGUUACAGUGUGAAGGAGAAGGAUAGACAAAAGAUUGUUAAAAUUUUGAUGAUGACACCCACUACUCUUAACAAAAUAGAAGCUACAAAAGUCAAACUGGUUUUCAGUGCUGAGUUUGAAAUAUUGAGUGUACUUAGAAAAGUCCUGGGAGAUGAAAAACUGAUGAUAGUUGAGUCUGAAGAUGAGACUGUUCACACUGGGAAGGAAGUCAUGCAGAAUGAAGCAGAAACACCUGUGCCCUCUAAUGCACAGAGGAGGAAAGAUCCUUCAAACUCUGGAAAUGUGGAGACCCAAAAAGACAACUUAACCUCUCAGCACAGACAGCAGUUAACAGGAACUGGAGCAAAAAUGGUCAACUCUGGUAUUGCCAUGGUUACAGUGAGCCAGCAGACUGACCUGGAAGGUGCUAACCAAGAAAAAAACUCCAAAACUCCAUCUCCAGUGAUGAAAGCUAAGCCUAGAGAGAAGCCCCUAGAAGAAGCCCCUAUGGAUGAGCUGCUGCCAAAAGAUGUUGCCAGCAAAAAGAGAAACAGGAAAACAGCCAAGAAGAGGGCUGAAGAAAGAAAGGAACUCUAUGACUUUGAAAACUCAGACUCCUCAAGUCAUGAAAAGGUUGCUGAAGCCAAAGGAAAAAUUCUUGCCCAGAAAAUUUCUUUGCCAAGUCAGAGGACUUAUGAAACGAGAAGCAAGAACAAGGCAUUAAACAGUCUUGAGAGAAGGCAGUCCAGUUACAGGAAACAUCUUUUCUCUGAAAGCAACAAUGAGAAUACAAGCCCUGCUCAGAGUGAGAAAAGCUGGAUCCUUGACUCUCAGAUACAGUCGGUGCCAAAAUAUGUUGACUAUAGCCGAAAAAGACCCAGGGUGAGAAGUAAAUUAAAAGUGCUUCCAGUAUCUUCUGCAAGUAGUGGUAGUGACUACGAGUCAAAGAAGGAGGGAGAAUCAAGGCGAAGAGCUCAAAAGGAGAUGCUAAAGAAAAAAAGUGCGUUUAGCUUCAAGGGAGAUGAUUUACCCACAGUGGAUCUUGCUGAUGAAACGCUCUCAGAGGAGAUUGGAGGGAGUCCACUGCUAGUUAGUGUGUCUGCCAGGAGCCCUUCCAGUGAUGUGGAGAAGCCCACACAGAAGUUUCAUGGUGCACCGGACAAAUUAUUGAGGGAGGAAGACAGUGCCAAGCGGAAGGACUCAGAUACAUUGAGUGGCACUAUCAUAAAAAAGCCUAAAUUUUCUAGUUUGGAGGAAAAUCACUUGCCCUCUGAGAUUAAUCAUGCACCAAAGAAAAUGUCUGUUUCAGUAGAAGAGGAAGUGGAGAUGCAGAAAGGUCAGGAAAUGGAUGCUAGCACAGACGAUGUGUUCUUCUCCAAGAUGCUUCGUGAAGACUUGAGUGAUUCAGGAGUGAUUUUUGCCUUUGAAAGUUUUAUUGGCCAACUGAAGAAAUUGUUCUGGUCCCGAUACAAAAGGAUUGAGAUCAACACACAAGACGCCCUGAGAUCUUCAGAGAAGAACUUGUCUACCCUGCUGAACCAGAUACACAAGUGCAGGCUGAAUAAGUUUGAGACCUUCCAGAAGAUUGUUGUUGAAGAGCUUGCCAAUCUUGAGAAGGAAACUCAGAUUCUGGCAGCCAUGGAGAAGGAUGCACUGGAUUUCUGGAAUGCACAGCUGCUCAAACUGAACAUGUUCUGCAACCAGCAAAAGCAAAGAAUGGAAUCUGUUGACUCAGCCCUGGGUGAAACAGCCAGAAGUUUUGCUGACAGUGCGCAGAAUACAACGUAUGAACACUCAGUGAAGAAGGCAGAAGAAAACGUAUUCAUUGUUCCUUCUGAUUAG